AUGAAGGGAUUAUUAUUUGUUUUUCUAAUACUUGUUAUUGCUUCACAUAGUUUAUGCGUUAGAAUAACACCUAAAGCUGAUGAUGAAUGGAUUACUUUUGAUGUUACUAAUACUAAAUAUGGUGCUAUUGGGGAUGGCAAUACUGAUGAUUCAGAAGCUUUUAUAAAAGCAUGGCAAGAUGUGUGUGGGAGUCAAGUUACCCCAACACUUAUCAUACCAAACAACAAAACAUUCUUCUUACAACCUUUAAUAUUCCAAGGUCCAUGCAAAUGUGCAACAAUUAAAGUUUGGCUUGGAGGAACUAUCAUUGCCCCAAAAAACAUGGAGGAUUGGAAAUGGGCAGAAGAUAAAGAGCUAGCAUGGAUUCGAUUUGAAGACAUCUCUGGUCUUACUGUCAAUGGUGGAGGACAAAUUAAUGGCCAAGGUGCUCCAUGGUGGAAAGAGUAUCCUGAUAAUGAAAGUAAAAGGCCUUCUGCUAUUAAGUUUGUUGGGUGCGAAAAAAUUACAAUUAGUAAUUUGACUCACUACGAUAGUCCAAAAAAUCAUAUGGGUAUAGCUUCAUGCAAAGAUGUUUAUAUCUUUGAUCUUAAAAUGAUUGCACCAGACGAUAGCCCUAAUACCGAUGGAAUUAAUAUAGCAAGUUCGUCCAAUGUCAUCAUUAAGGAUUCAACAAUUACAACUGGUGAUGAUUGUGUUGCCAUUAACACUGACUCCUUCUUCAUCAAUAUAACUGGUGUUUUUUGUGGACCUGGUCAUGGCAUCAGUGUUGGUAGCCUCGGAAAAAAUGGAGAAUAUGCUAAAGUAGAAGAUAUAUAUGUUAACAACUGCACUUUUACGAGAACUUCAAAUGGAGCUAGAAUCAAGACAUGGGAGGGAGGAAAUGGAUAUGCUAGGAAGAUCACAUACGAAGAUAUUGAAUUUAACGAAGUCAAGAAUCCUAUAAUUAUUGACCAGAGUUACAAUCCUAAAAUAUAUGAUGAUGACGAUGGAAAAGGUGUGGCAGUGACUGAUGUUAUUUUUCGCAAUCUACGUGGAACAUCGACCGAAGAUCCAAUCCAACUAAAAUGCAAGCCUAAUAUUAGUUGCAUCAACAUUGAACUUUAUAAUAUUAACAUUACUCGUAUUGAUAAUGAAAAAUCACAUACGUCACUAUACUAA
Molecule: messenger RNA, 1158 nt
Organism: Lathyrus sativus (Indian pea)
Lineage: Eukaryota; Viridiplantae; Streptophyta; Magnoliopsida; Fabales; Fabaceae
Source: the annotation of a GenBank genome assembly